AAAAUUUGGAAUUUUUCAGAAUAAAAGUUUUCAAGCAUACGAUAUAAAUAUACAUAUUGAUGAAGAAAAACAAUAGAUUGCAGUAAAGAGAUAGUAGUAGCUAAUAGCUAUAUAGACGAAGUGAGACAGUUACAAAGGUUGUACUAUACAAAACAUAUUGUCUUGUUGCAAAAAUGGGUUCUCGCCAAAUACAACAAGAACCAUGGUUAUUGGAGAAUGGUAAUCCAAAGGUUUUGACAAAGGAAGCUAGACAUGGACAUGGAAGAAGUCGAACAGCACAUAACAUGUCUUCUUCUUCCUUACGCAAGAAAUCUGAUCAUACUCUUGUGUCUAAGGUUCGAUGUGUUUUGCUUAGGAAUUUUUUGGUUAAUCUCCAAGAGGUUGUUCUUGGUACCAAACUUUCCAUUCUCUUUCCUGCUAUCCCUGCUGCCAUUUUGUCUCAUUACUUUGGCUUAGGACAAUCAUGGGUUUUUAUAUUGAGCUUGCUUGGGCUUACUCCACUUGCUGAACGUGUGAGCUUCCUCACUGAACAAAUUGCAUUCUACACUGGUCCUACAGUUGGAGGACUUCUUAAUGCAACAUGUGGGAAUGUUACUGAACUCAUUAUAGCAAUAUUUGCUCUUACUAGCAACAAAGUUGCUGUGGUUAAGUAUUCACUUUUGGGUUCUGUCCUUUCAAACCUUCUUCUUGUUCUUGGAACCUCUCUACUUUGUGGUGGCGUUGCAAAUCUUGGACAGGAACAAAAAUAUGACAGAAGACAAGCAGAUGUGAACUCACUUAUGCUGCUUUUGGCAUUGUUAUGCCACUUGCUUCCAUUACUAUUCAGAUACAGUGAUCCCUCUGCUGAUCUCACUGUUGAACCUUCCCUCUACUUGUCAAGAUCUGCUAGCAUUGUUAUGUUGGGUGCAUAUUUUGUUUACCUAAUCUUUCAACUAUGGACACACAGACAAUUAUUUGAAGCUGAAGAAGAAAAUGAAGGUGAGAACAAUGAGUCAGAUGAACAGGCUGUGAUUGGAUUUUGGAGUGGAUUUGCUUGGUUGGCUGGAAUGACUGUGUUCAUUGCUUUGUUGUCUGAAUAUGUGGUGGAUACAAUUGAGGAUGCAUCAGAUUCAUGGGGUUUAUCUGUGAGCUUCCUCAGCAUUAUCUUGCUGCCAAUAGUAGGCAAUGCAGCUGAACAUGCAGGAGCAAUCAUUUUUGCUUUCAAGAACAAGCUUGACAUAUCCUUAGGUGUUGCAUUGGGUUCAGCUACUCAAAUUGCUAUGUUUGUGGUUCCUCUGUGUGUGAUUGUUGCUUGGAUAAUGGGUGUGAACAUGGACUUGAACUUCAACCUCCUUGAGACAGGUUCUCUUGCUUUGGCAAUUAUAGUUACAGCCUUCACUUUACAGGAUGGUACUUCUCACUACAUGAAAGGGGUUAUUCUCUUGCUUUGCUACUUUGUUAUUGGAGCUUGCUUCUUUGUACAAAGAACAGUCACAACAGACCAAAAUGAUGUUACUAAGAUCAAUAUUAAGUCGGUCACUGAUGCAGUUUUAAGUGCCUAAUAGGCUUUGGCCUAUUUUGGCUUCUUCCAUAAAUGAAGGAUGGUUGUAUCCAAAUUCAAUACAUUGGUUAUUGGUUCAUUUUCGAUUAUUUUGUGACAUCCAGAUAGGAGGGAAGAAAAUGUUUGCAGUGGCUUGGCAUUUUAAUUGAAGACUUUGUGAAUAGACCUCUAAGAUUUUAAAUCAUGUUCUAUCACAAAGUUGUGUCCUAUAUUGGUACAGAAUUCAAGGGGUUGUUUUUUGAUGGUGCAUUUUAUUGUAUAUUGAAUAAAUGGAAUUUGUUCUCAUGAGUUUGAGUUUGCUAAAGCAAGAAUCCCUUUUGAAUUGUUGAAUUUCUUAUCAUUUAAUUA
Messenger RNA from Cicer arietinum (chickpea), 1888 nucleotides. Its product is annotated as vacuolar cation/proton exchanger 3. Gene Ontology annotation, biological process: calcium ion transmembrane transport; intracellular calcium ion homeostasis. The record is from RefSeq and is a predicted model, not a curated record. Gene Ontology annotation, cellular component: plant-type vacuole membrane. Gene Ontology annotation, molecular function: calcium:proton antiporter activity. NCBI's taxonomy places the organism in Eukaryota, Viridiplantae, Streptophyta, Magnoliopsida, Fabales, Fabaceae.